Rubroshorea leprosula is the source of this 2249-nucleotide messenger RNA. The record is from the annotation of a GenBank genome assembly. NCBI's taxonomy places the organism in Eukaryota, Viridiplantae, Streptophyta, Magnoliopsida, Malvales, Dipterocarpaceae.
AUUAGGAGAGAGAGUUACACUGUAAUGAACAUCCAUCACCACCGUGCACAGGAUCGCUCAACGUGUGCUCAGCACAGCUAUACAAAGGAGAAAGCUUUGCCCUUUUCUGUUGGGUUCUCUUCUCUCAGGAACUGAGAAGCGGAUUCUCUAACUCGCCCCGACUCACUGAGUGACCCCCCACCUGGAACGAUGAAAAAGAGGCCGAGAAACAACCUGGACAAGGCGGUGGUGAACCUUUGGCAACGGGAGGUCGGCCAUCUCUCCACCAGGAAUUUCGCUCUCCGCCUCGCCGCCUCCGAGGAUCUUCUUCUCCGACUUGACCUUUUCAGGAAACUGGACAAACACAGAGGUUGUGUGAAUACAGUAAGCUUCAAUGCUGAUGGUGAUAUUCUGGUGUCAGGCUCCGAUGAUAGGCGGGUUAUAUUAUGGGAUUGGGAAACUGGGAAAGUUAAGCUUUCAUUCCAUUCAGGUCAUAACAAUAAUGUUUUCCAAGCAAAAAUAAUGCCUUACUCGGAUGAUCGCAGCAUUGUUACUUGUGCUGCAGAUGGACAGGUUCGACAUGCACAAAUUUUGGAACGUGAUGUGAACACUAAAUUGCUAGCCAAACACCAUGGACGAGCUCAUAAGUUGGCUAUUGAACCAGGAAGCCCAUAUAUAUUUUAUACUUGUGGGGAAGAUGGAUUAGUGCAGCACAUUGAUCUCAGAACAGCAGCUGCUACAGAACUUUUCACUUGCCGACCACUUGAUGAUAGCAGGAGGGGUUACAUGCCAUUUAUUCAUCUAAAUGCUAUUGCAAUUGAUCCAAGGAACCCAAAUCUCUUUGCUGUUGCUGGGUCAGACGAGUACACUCGUCUUUAUGAUAUUCGUAAAUACAAGUGGAAUGGUUCAACUGAUUUUGGUCAACCUACAGAUUGCUUUUGCCCUGUACAUUUGAUUGGUGAUGAACAAGUUGGAAUAACAGGUUUGGCUUUCUCAGAUCAAAGUGAGCUUCUUGUGUCAUACAAUGAUGAGUGCAUCUAUCUGUUUACAAAAGACAUGGGACUGGGGCCUAAUCCAGUUCCAUCAUCUCCAUUGUCCCCACAUAGUGAAGCAAGUGAAAAGGGACACAGUGAAUCAUCUGCAUCCUCAUCAGCCAUGGAAGCAGAUGAAAAAUCUAUCCCCCAAGUCUAUAAGGGGCACAGAAAUUUUGAGACAGUGAAAGGUGUGAGCUUCUUUGGGCCUAGGUGUGAGUAUGUGGUUAGUGGGUCCGACUGUGGCAGGAUAUUCAUAUGGAGGAAGAAAGGUGGAGAGCUCAUUCGUGUUAUAGAAGCAGAUAAGCAUGUUGUGAACUGCAUUGAGUCUCAUCCUCACACCACAGUGCUUGCAAGCAGCGGCAUUGAGACUGACAUCAAGAUAUGGACUCCAAAGGCUGAAGAGAGAGCCCCUCUUCCUGAAAACAUUGAACAGUUGAGUUCUGAAGGUGAUUUAAAAUAUCAAAUAAGUAUUUCUUCAUGGAAGUACAUUUUUGAAACUGAGCUGGAAAUUAUCCACACUCUUUAUACCUCCCCCUUCUAUCCCUUCAAUGACGAAGAUAAUGAUGAUGUGUAUUUUUAUAAUGAGGAUGAGGAUGAAAAUUUUGAUAACAAAGAUGAUGAUGACGACGACAAUGUGUAUCAUGAUGACUAUGAUGAUGGUUACAUGGAUGAUUAUGAUGAUGAAUGGAGGAUGUUAGAGGUGGUAGCAGCAGCGAUGACACCAUUCAUGCUAGUGAUGAUGAAGAUUGAGAUGAGGAUGAUUGUGAUAUGGAUGAUGAUGUUAAUAAUGUCAAUGAAGCCAUGUGUCCAGUUCAAACCAAAGGCUAGGCCCAGGGGCUGGAUGUUCCGAGUGGCUUCACCGGAGGACCUGAUGUUGCAGUUAGUUUCACUGCAAAGGCGGAGAAGUAACCUAGAAGAAAAUGGAGAGAACUCAUCUGCAGGUCGAGAACUUCUAGAGCUUAUACUGUCGUCGUUCAAUGCUGACAGUGAUGCUUCUUCAGAUGAUGGAGAAGUUGCAUCUGCACCUGAGGAUUCCUGUAGUUGAUUGAUUUUGUGGCAACGCUUUGGCCAAUAAGCAACUUUAGGAAUUGUUUGUGCAUAAAUAUAAGGCUUAAGUUACAUAUUACAAAUGGACUGGUUUUUUUUGAAGAUUUUGCUGUCUGACUGCGUAUUUUAUUACAUAUCUUAAAUUUCUCUCUCCUUUCUUUUUUUGGGAAAUAAAUUUCUCUCUCCAUU